Mugil cephalus (flathead mullet) is the source of this 1180-nucleotide messenger RNA. It is a transcript of the gene pvalb6, whose product is annotated as parvalbumin 6. Bases 504 to 833 code for a protein of 109 amino acids. NCBI's taxonomy places the organism in Eukaryota, Metazoa, Chordata, Actinopteri, Mugiliformes, Mugilidae. The record is from RefSeq and is a predicted model, not a curated record. Gene Ontology annotation, cellular component: nucleus; cytoplasm. The transcript is spliced from 5 exons. Gene Ontology annotation, molecular function: calcium ion binding.
AGGACAUGUCUCCCCUUAUGGGAGAUGUCUCCCCUGAUAGACAUGUCUCCCCUGGUGAGACAUGUCUCCAGAGGUUGUGGAUUCAUUUAAAGAGCAUCAGAAGUUUGUCUUUUCUUAGAUGGUCUCAGAGGUCAGAGGUCAGAGGUCAGCCUAUUUCCAAUUAGAAAAGCAUGACCUCUUAAUUAAGAUCAUUAACGAAGACACGGAUGCAGGUUUAAUCUUCCAGAACAGGACAAUUAACAGGAUGAAGAUGAUGAGACUCUGGGGGAUGAAGUAAAUUUAAUGUGGUCCAGAUUACAAAUUGUGUUUCUUGAGUUUCUUGCUGCAGGAAAACUGGACAAAGAAGGAACAAAAGAAAAGAGACAGAUGUGACUUCAACAGAUAAAAAGACGAGAGGAACAACUAGAGGAACAACUGGAGAACUAGCUAGAGGAACACUGAGAUGAACAACAAGAGGACCAAAUGAAGGAACAGUUAGAAGAACAACUAGAGGAACAGCCAAGAUGGCGAUGAGCAGCAUCCUCAGUAACGACAACAUCAAGAAAGCUCUGGAUGCAUUUGCAGUUGCUGACUCUUUCGACCAUAAGAAGUUUUUCGAGAUGGUGGGUCUGAAGUCUUCAUCCUCUGAUGAUGUGAAGAAGGUCUUCACAUUGCUGGACGCCGACAACAGUGGCUUCAUCGAGGAGGAGGAGCUCAAAUUCGUCCUGAAGGGUUUCGCCAAAGAUGGCAGAGACCUGACAGACAAAGAAACCAAAGCCUUUUUAAAAGCAGCUGAUAAAGAUGGAGAUGGAAAGAUCGGGGUGGAAGAAUUCACUGCCCUUGUGAAAGAAUAAGUUUUUCUUUGUCACGGUUAAAGAUCAGCUCCCAAACUGUCCCCCAUCCCUCACCCCCUCACCUCAACUCCCCUCCCAACUAACUACAUCCGGUUCCUGCUGCUACCCCCUCCUCUCCAGACUUCACGUGUUCAUUGAUCAUUUUGAUACACACAGAUUAAGAUGAACAGAUGCAGGAACAAAUGCAUGAAGUAGAAAUUUAAGGAAACUGAUUCAAGGAGAAAGACCUUCCUCUCUCCGCCUCUCACAUCCAUCCCUCCAUCCCUUUCUCCUCUAGUAAUGCGCUGUGUAAAGCAAACCAAAAGAUGACAGAAGCUGCGAAAGAAGAAAAUAAAAAGAAAACAACA